UGGAUUGUCCCAAUUAAACUAAGUUUAUUUAGUAGUGGAUAGCGGCAGCGUUGGAAUUGUUUGCCUAUGGACAGUGCUUGGGGGCAAAUUUUCUUGUUUGGGGGGGCAAUAUAAAGGUUUAUGCCUUGGGAAAAGCGAUUAAUUUAUUGUACAGUUUUAAUUAUUUUAUUUAUAGAAAUGUCUGACAAGGAGAAACCCAACACAGCGAUAAACGCAUCUUACACUUCCCCUUCGCUGAAAAUGGCAAACGGAUACGUUUUGCCCGAAGGGAAGAUAACGCCGAAUACACUUUUUGUUGGAGGAAUUGAUAUGAAGGUGGAUGAAAAUGAAAUAAGGGACUUCUUUGCAAGAUACGGUGCCGUGAAGGAAGUAAAGAUAAUCACUUAUCGCGGGGGCAUUUGUAAGGGGUAUGGCUUUGUAUCAUUCAAUGAGGAUGUGGACAUUCAGACCAUUGUUGAACAACAGAUCAGUUUUAAAGGAAGGAAACUGAAACUUGGACCAGCUAUCAUGAAAGAGCGAAGUUCGCGCUCUUUUCAGAGUCAUGUUCUUGGUCCCCCAAAUUGGAUGAGUCCGUCACAAUAUACAUAUUGUAGCUGCUGCACUCAAGUGAUGGGGAAUGUAAUCCAGCCCUCUGCAGUUAUGAAUACAGGGAGCCAGUACAUGCAGCCAUAUACUUACUCUGCCUUGCCAGGAGUUACACUGCCACAGGUGCCUAUGGGUUAUACACAGACUGCUUAUGCAUAUCAGUAUGCUGCUCCACAGUGGCCAGGGGAACCAAGGGCAAGAAUCAUAAAUCAGAAUUUUGUUGACUGUGGUGUGCAGACACUGAUGUCCAUUUUAUAAUUUCCCCUCUACAUGGUAACAGCUUUUCCAAGGUUAAGUGGACAUUCUUCAAGCACUGAGGUGUGUUAACCUGUGCUCAUGAGAGGAUUUCCAAGUCUGAGUGGAGAAGCAUGUAGACUUUUAUUGAGUUUUUUGAAGAUGCUCUCUUAACAUUUUAAUGCAUUCCUAUGUCCCCUCACGAGAAACAAGGAAGCAAGCUUUACUGAACAGUGUAAUUAAAAGCAGUAUACUUGAAAAGGAUUCACUGAAUGUGAGAGUUUGACUCAUUUGAGUUUUACUUCAGUUGAAACAUUUUUAAGCAUCUUUGUAGUUGGAGUGUGAAUUUCACUUUUUUUCCCCACUUUUUUGGUGUCAGCUUGGUUAUUCUUGAGCAGUUGUCUUUUAAAUUCACCUGUCUUUUUUCUACUUUUUUAAUUUUCCCAUUUUUCAUUGACUUAUUCCUAAUGCUUUAUGUUGUGUAAAAAAAAACAAAACAAAAGCAUGUUAAUGUCAAGUACAAGGAUGGAAAAAUUGAUUGUUGUGAAUGAAGAAUCAAGUCUAUUUUUCGCUUUCCAAACUUGUAUUAACGAGUUUUCUCAGACUUUAUUUGCAUUUUUUUUGUUUGGUGCUAUAUAAGGCAUUACUUUAUUUCGAUGUACAGUACAUGAUAAGUAAUUGUCAAGUUGCCACAGUCUUAUUUUUUAAUUGUCACACAAAUUUGGUAGGUUUCUUCAAGUGUUUAUCAUAGUAAAUUUUUCUUGUUAAAACUGUUUAUCACUUCUAAAGCGUUCACUGUUCUAGAAUGCUGUUCUUGUUUUUGCGAAUUGUAUAAUGUUUAGUGGGGGGGGUAACCGAUAUGUGCUGUGUACCCGUAUAGCAUGCCUGCGACAAAUAUAGCACCACAGCAUCAGUUUCACAGAAAGAUAUUAAAAUAUUUUGUUCGGUGAAAAUGCAAGGAAAAAGUACCGCUUAUGCCGACGCAGCUCCCCACUCGAACCUAAGUGAUACUUAAUGGUUCCGAUUCCAUAGUAAUAAAGAAGGAAAUUACUCUGAAGUAUUCCUGAAUAUUGGUUAUGUUCCAGUUGUCAGUAGUAGAAACACUUUGACUCCUGACGUGUGUAAAGUUAAAGCUGAAAACUUAAAAUGUAAAACAGUUAAUUUUCACAGUAUUUAGUUGUGGUUUAUAGUUUUCAGAAAACAUGCCUACCUUCAUCUGUAACAGGUUUCUGUUGACUUAAUUCUUUAGGCUCCUAGCCUUUUCAGUUUUAAACUGCCUGUAAGAGCAUUCAUUAAUUUCUUUAAGAAAUGCCAAGGCCCAAACAAAAGAAACUGAAAGCAGCCAUGUUUUUAAAAGUAUGCAGUUAAUUGGCUUUGUCUGGUGUGUAUUAUGAUGCAAUAGCCAGGAAUUUGUUUAGCCACUUAAUGAGAGAAGCUUGCACUUGAUGGAUUUUUUGAUUAAAUGUUAAUCUCUGACCAGUAGUUAAAGUGCAACACUAGUGUUGAUGUUUUCUGUGACUUUUUACCUUGUGAAAUGUGGAAUAUCAAUUGUUAAACCAAGAAGGGUGUAAACUUUCUCUCCUUUGGCUAACAUUAUUGGCUGCUGAUGGAUAUUGGUGAAGCAUUGGUGUGGUACACUUUGUUGGAGGUAGUUUUGUUUUUCACAUGUUGGUUUUUGUUAAGUUUAAUAAACUUUUUUGCAAAAAUA
Lepisosteus oculatus (spotted gar) is the source of this 2527-nucleotide messenger RNA. RefSeq names its product deleted in azoospermia-like (gene dazl). Lineage: Eukaryota; Metazoa; Chordata; Actinopteri; Semionotiformes; Lepisosteidae. The record is from RefSeq and is a predicted model, not a curated record. Gene Ontology annotation, molecular function: mRNA 3'-UTR binding; translation activator activity. Gene Ontology annotation, biological process: positive regulation of translational initiation; 3'-UTR-mediated mRNA stabilization. Gene Ontology annotation, cellular component: cytoplasm.